Molecule: messenger RNA, 1866 nt
Organism: Aspergillus vadensis CBS 113365
Lineage: Eukaryota; Fungi; Ascomycota; Eurotiomycetes; Eurotiales; Aspergillaceae
Product: putative 3-beta hydroxysteroid dehydrogenase/isomerase family protein
Exons: 4
Coding region: 403-1866 (487 amino acids)
Biological process (GO): ergosterol biosynthetic process
Cellular component (GO): endoplasmic reticulum
Molecular function (GO): 3-beta-hydroxysteroid dehydrogenase [NAD(P)+]/C4-decarboxylase activity; 3-beta-hydroxy-Delta5-steroid dehydrogenase (NAD+) activity
Source: RefSeq, a predicted model, not a curated record
UGCAUCAAAUUUAUCGAACCGUUUUAUGCUUUAGUGGCUGGUUGACAGAGGAACUUUCUUCUUGAUAGGUUCCUUACCCCUUAACGAACUUACGCCUGGCCACUGACCGAAUGACAUGUGGGCCUGACUCGUCUAACCGAACGGUCCAAUCCCGAACUAUUAAUCUCCGUUCGCUUGGAUUCCUGGGACCCAUGGAUGGUGGCUUUAAGGCUUAGCCACGCGAGAUUGUAAGUUAGUGAUGAGAUUUACAUUGCUUUCUGCUGCGUGUUCGCAAAGGGAUAGAUCUACAGGGUAAAAGUGCUAACUUCGCUGCAAUAAGAAAGAUCUGACUGUCCUUUAUCCUGCUGUCUACAUCGCAUACCUCCUUUACUACACGUUUCAGCCUAGAGCUGCCAUUUCGACAUGUUCUCAGAGAUCGCCGUUGCCUCCGGACUAGCUGUCCUCUACCUCUGCCACGUCAACCGUGGUAUGACCGGUACACCGGAGGAAGUAAGCCGGCUGUCUCCUCAUCGUUGGACUGUCGAUGAAAUCAAAGCAGCAUACGAGGAUUCUAUCAAAAAUCCAGUCGAUGUGCAAAAGAGUCUUUCCCCGAAGCAGAACCGGCGCUACAUUGUGGUCGGUGGGGCAGGCUUCGUGGGAAGUUGGAUGGUCAACCAUCUGCUCGCUCGCGGCGAAGACCCGUCGGCUAUCCGUAUCUUGGACCUUGCAGAACCUCGUCGCGAGAUCCUCGACCAGGGUGUCGCUUUCUUCAAGACGAAUAUUGCCGACGAGAAGGCCGUGUCCACUGCUUUCGCACAACGUUGGCCGGAAGCUGUCGCUGAUCGGCCCCUGACCGUCUUCCACAAUGCCGCCGUGAUCAGGCCUGGAGAGCGUCUCAAGACUUUCCUUCCCCGUUGCACCGACGUCAACGUGGGCGGCACAGUAAACGUCCUGGCUGCGGCGAAGAAAGCCGGCGCAAGCUGCCUCAUCUCGACAUCCUCAGGAUCUGUCAGUCUCCGUAGUCAAUCCUUCUGGAUCGCACCCUGGAACAAGUCCCCCAAGGGUCAUAUCCAGGUAGUCGAUGACUCGACCCCAGUCCCGGAAGAACACUACGACUUCUUCAGCAACUAUGCCGUCUCCAAAUCCAAGGCUGAGAAGAUCGUCCGCGCUGCCGACGAUCUCGAAGGAAACUUCCGCACAGGCUGCAUCCGGCCGGCGAAUGGCAUCUACGGGAUCGGCGACACGGAAGGCUCUCUCACCACAUCAUAUCUCAGAUCUGGCGGUUCCCCUGCCUGGCUCAUCGACACCAUGCAAAACUUCGUCAACGCCGAAAACGUCUCCAUCGCCCACCUACUCUACGAACAGCGCCUUAUCGAGCACACCAACAGUCCUACCACACUCCCCAAUAUCGGUGGCCAAUCCUUCCUAGUCACAGAUCCCAACCCUGCCCCCACCUACGGCGACGUCUAUCGUCUCUUGCACACCCUCUCCAAAACACCCGCCAACUUCCCUCGCGUCCCACCCGUCCCUUUCCUCAUCCUGUCCUACCUCAUCGAAUGGUACUCCUUCCUGCAGGUCGUUUACUUCCCCUGGCUCCCUAGAAUCACCGGAGAAAUCGCCAAGAUGCAGCCUGCUCUUUUCUCCAUCACAAAUGUGCAUUACAUUGCGGAUGAUUCGCGCGCGCGCAAGUCGCCAGAACAGGGCGGGCUGGGGUAUGCGCCUCCGAUCACGACGAUGUAUGGUAUGUGCAAGCACCUGGAGGUGUGGAACCGUGAGGCGGACCAGAAGAAGGUUGCGGAGGUUACAGAGGUUGCGGCAAAGGGGGUGAUCAAUGUGAGUGAGGAGGGAGUGGAUGUGAAUUUGGUGGUUCCUCCGGAGAAGUUGUAG